This is a messenger RNA of Klebsormidium nitens, 1635 nucleotides long. The record is from the annotation of a GenBank genome assembly. Lineage: Eukaryota; Viridiplantae; Streptophyta; Klebsormidiophyceae; Klebsormidiales; Klebsormidiaceae.
CGAAAAUCCGAGCUGUAAAAUGAGAGAGAGAAGACGAAGCUCCCAGCUUCAGCUGAUUGCAUGAAAGCUGUUGAAGGAAGAAAGUUGCGGCUACAUUAUUGCAUAGAAGCCAUCUGCCAGCUUCCCCCGGGGCCACUCCGGAUAGGCUGGUAACAUAUCACUACAUGCAUAGCAAGUUAAGAAGGGCCGGAGCUGGAUUGUCAACGCUGCUGCAUGACUGGGUUCGAGGGCGUCAAGAAUCAAAUGUGUUCCUUAAGAACAGGACCGCCUGGACAUCAAGCCAGAUCUUUCCCUGACCCCCUGGUUCUCCAACAUUAGAGAGAGGGCUAGAAAGCAGGUACUUACAGCUGUGGUCUUGAAAAUUUUGGCAAAUCUUUGCCAGACUUGAGAGGUUUGAUACCAGAGUUGGGACACUGGAGACUUGUAAUCCAAAAGGGCAAGAGUAAGAGCUCAAGCAAGGCCAGUGGCACACCAGCAUAUGCGUGUAAUUGUAGCCUGAGCAGGCUAGUUGACAAUCUAAGGCAGCAUACAGAACCUGCAGGAUUAGGUGUGCAGAUCAACACAGGAAAAGCAAGCCAUGACGCGCGCACUGGUCCCUGUAGUAGGCGCUAACAGCAGGCCCCUAGGUGCAAGCCAUUGGGAUACUAGCAACGGCGAGUAUGGCAGCUUUUACAGGAAGAAGAGAGCGAGGGAGGUGUUCAGAAGGGAUGUGGACGAGCCUUCGGUGACUGUGGAAGAGCAGCCCCUGGCGGGAGAGGUUCUGAUGGCGCAACCAGCUCAGCAGGUCGUAGUUGAUGGCGCGUACCGGCAGGAAAACGAAGUGCUUCGGAGAGAGUUAGAUGAUUGCAAGGCAGAGCUGGAGCGACUAAGGAGGGCGGUGGAAGAAGUGCUGGGGGCAAACGCGGCUGGAGGAGUAGCCAUCCCUCCAGCGGUCCCGCAAGCGUUCCCUCAGCCCGUCCCGCAAGCAGUGCCCCGGGCAGCCCCGGUCGCUUAUCCUGGUCGGGAGGACGCAGCAGUGCAAACCCCGGAGUCCGUUGCAAUCGCUGCAGCGGAAGCGGAGCGAGCUGCCGGAAGGGCAGCGGACAUGGCAGCGGUGAAGGUUAACCCGCCGUUCAGAACCGGGGUGUACAGGCCGCCUGCUGUCGUCCGGGAUCCUUUUCGAGAUCCAUCGGCACACACGCCUCUGUGGCGGCUACCAAAAGAACGCAGUUUGGAGCUCGAGCGCCCGGUGAAAGUCGUCCCCGCUCGGCCUUACCGGCCAGGGACUGGAAACAUCGGAGCCUACAAGAACCCGCCAUACAGUAGAAAUGGCGUGGGGCCAAGCUGGGGUGGUCAAUGACGAAUCUAGAUAGAGCUCCGAUACUUAUGAAUCCGCUGGUUCAAGUUGAUUUAUUGGGAAUCGUAGCACAGUGCAAUUGAAGUCCAUGUUAAGAAGUGCUUAUCACUUAUCUGCAAAGCCCAACCAUUGGAAUUGACAAUCUAUUGCCACUCGCUAAGGAGCGGUACCAUUUCUGAGUUAGAUCAGUAUCUUCUUCAAUCGGUUGUGCAAAACCGGUUUCAAGCGCUGUUGUGCUACAUCAUCUUAGCACUACUGCCACGUUGACUCAUACACGAGAUAUUGAUGCAUUCGCCCGU